CGCCAGAGAAACAAAGGGGAUGAACCGGGACGGUGCCCCUGGAAAGUCUCCUGAGGAGAUGUAUAUCCAGCAGAAAGUGAGAGUCUUACUCAUGCUGAAGAAGAUGGGAUCAAAUCUGACCCCCAGUGAGGAAGCCUUUCUACGAAACUAUGCUGGAGUUGUUCAUAGUCAGCUGAGCCAGCUCCCUCAACAUCCCAUUGACCAGGGGGCAGAAGACGUCGUGAUGGCAUUUUCGAGAUCUGAAGCAGAAGACCGGAGACAGUGAUUUCACAGAUGACAAAAGCACAUCCAUAAUGUGGCUCUCCCUUCCCCUCCCCACUCCUUCAGCUGAUGGCUGUCAAGAGAGGGGCCACUCUGGGACUUCAGAGUGUGUGUGUAUUUGUUUGGGGGGCAACGAGGAGUGGGUUGGUGAUGGGAGAGAGAGAGAGAGGAGGUGAGUUAAGAAGAUGUGAAUGAAAAUUCCAGAGCACAAAUAAAAACGUCGCCAGCUUUCCCUCGUUUGCUUCUGCUCCACCCGCACAAAGAGUGAUGUCACGACCAUCUGUUUGUCAAAUGUGCUGCUACUCUACUGGGGCGGAAGUGAUGAGAGCAAGCAGAGACAGAUGACCUUGCUGGCUCUUUUUAAGGUUAUUUGCCUCCCAAUAGAUAGAGCUGAGUUUGUGUUUUGUUUAAUGUAGUGUUUUUUUCUUUUGUGGUUUGAAUGAAUGAAAAACAAAAAAAAACUCAUAUUUAAAUAAUACAAUUGGACUUGUUUAACAUGUCACCAUUUUAAUCACAAGUUGUCCUCCAUUCCCAAUUUAUUUAAUCAGCUUGUUACAAUCACUACAUUUUUUUUUCCCAUUUUCAUGAAGUGGCCCUCCAUUUUUUUUUCAGUAUGCCUUAUGGCCGCCACAUCAGUCUUUUAGUCUAUGAUAUUAGAUAAUUAGGCAGGAAGAUAUUGAAAAGCACAAUAAUUGAGUCAAUAUGGGGGAAUGUAGCUCUUCUGUAAAAGUACAAAAGUCUUACAGGCUUGCCAUCUGAUUUAUGCUGUUAAUGUGCCAAACUUUGAAAGAUCAAUUAUAUGUUUCACCUUUCUUGUAUCAAGGUUCCCUUUUUUGUGGAGGAACCAGGGCAGCAUUGUUUAAUUUAAAUUCCUCUUAAAGUUGCUUUGCUUUGUGUUUUUGUUUUUUUUCUUUUCAAUUUUGUCAAGAAAUGCUGACUAACAGGCUGAAUCAAUGAAGAAGCGAAUUGUUCCAUGCACGUAUGCCUUGGUGAAAAGAAUGAGACACUUUUGUUAUUGUAGCCACAAAGGGAUGCGGACUCAAACACUAAUCACUUGCAAAACGCAACCCGCAGCACAAAUUAAAAACAAAUAAAAUAAGAGCAAAAAGGUAUUCAUGAGGGAGCAAAAACACAUUUUAGUUUGGCUUCAUUUUUACAAAUUGAGAAGAGAAUGCUGAAGCACACUGUUUAAAUGUGUCUUUGUAUUUUUUUUUUUUUUUAUUAAACACAAGUCUUUAAAAAAAGAAAAGAUUUUUACAGAAAUUAAUGUGUUUUUACUGGAAGACUAUUUUGUACACUAGAAAUUAUAAAUGGCACCCCCGAAGUUUGAAUUCAAGAUCGUUAGCUUAAGCGUGGCAUUUGAUUUUUUUUUUUUUGUUUGUCCUUGUGCCCAACUUUGAGGGUUAUUAAACAUUAGGAGGAUUAUAAUAAACAAAAGAAGCAAUCAUGAAAAUGUCAGCUUCAUUAGUGUGCCCCUUAAUGGGGUCUGAGGGGCAGCAUCACUGGGAGUAAUCAAACGCCACUUUAGCUAGCUGUAAAAAUUCAGCAGUGUGGAGGGGAUACAGAGGUGCCCAAUGGACCCUUGGGCACCUGACAUUGAUGUGUUCUUUUUGCAUCUCAUCUGUAAGUGGCACAAUCAGCCACCGUGUUGUAAAAGUGUGUGAUGCUGACUGCCAGUGUUUGUUGUUAAUUUUAUUUGUAUUAAUGUAUUAAAUGAUUUUAGGUUUGUUUUUACUGACCUUAAGGAUUUAAUUUGCAUUAAUAUCUGAUUCUUGUACAGAGUCUGCUUUUUUGUAUAAUUGGGUCUUAAGUAUGCUCUUCGAACAACACAAAUCACUGACUCAUUUUUAUACUGAGCAGUAUUAUUAUUUUUGCACCUCCAAAUUCUGACCCAGUGGAGAUGUCUGGCCUAUUGAUGACGACUUUAUAAAUAUUAAAGCACAAGUUGGUUGGUUCUGUGCACACCAC
Molecule: messenger RNA, 2229 nt
Organism: Polypterus senegalus (gray bichir)
Lineage: Eukaryota; Metazoa; Chordata; Cladistia; Polypteriformes; Polypteridae
Gene: ctnnbip1
Product: catenin, beta interacting protein 1
Exons: 3
Coding region: 20-265 (81 amino acids)
Biological process (GO): negative regulation of Wnt signaling pathway
Cellular component (GO): beta-catenin destruction complex; cytosol; nucleus
Molecular function (GO): beta-catenin binding
Source: RefSeq, a predicted model, not a curated record